This is a messenger RNA of Poecilia latipinna (sailfin molly), 4387 nucleotides long. RefSeq names its product leukocyte receptor tyrosine kinase (gene ltk). Gene Ontology annotation, molecular function: ATP binding; transmembrane receptor protein tyrosine kinase activity; protein binding. Gene Ontology annotation, cellular component: plasma membrane; signaling receptor complex. The record is from RefSeq and is a predicted model, not a curated record. NCBI's taxonomy places the organism in Eukaryota, Metazoa, Chordata, Actinopteri, Cyprinodontiformes, Poeciliidae. The transcript has 26 exons. Gene Ontology annotation, biological process: regulation of cell population proliferation; regulation of neuron differentiation; multicellular organism development. The coding region runs from base 121 to 4053 and encodes 1310 amino acids.
CUGACGGUCUUGAUCAAACCUCUUCUGUCAGAUUUGAUCGUUCACUCCGAGGUUCUCAACCAGAGGAGACCAGACACCCACAGGAAUGAAUGGCAGGUUUAUGAAGCUGUGAUUGGUCAGAUGGAUGAACCGAUUCAAGUGACGCUGCUCUACACUUCCUCUGUGGGUGAAGGAGAAGCCACUGUGGCUCUGGACUCUCUGGAUUUCAUCAACUGUGGCUCAAGUGAUGAGGCCCUGGACCUGAACCUCAUGUGUGGAAAAUCUUUCCACUGCGUGAACUCGGACGUUUGCAUCGAUCAGAGCCAAGUGUGUAACUUCCACACCGACUGUCCGCUAGGAGAAGACGAGGGGUUGAUCUGCGACGCUCUUCCCUUUGGCUCGUACUGCUCGUUUGAGUCGGAUUCAUGCGGUUGGGCCGGGUCCAGUCAGCACUCGGGAUGGAGGAGAGUCGCUGGAGAUGAGCUUCUGCAGAAACAAGACAUGCAGGGCGUCACUCUUCAGCGCACACCAGGACACUUCUUGUACCUGCAGGUUAAAGGGAGCAGUCCCCUUAAAGAAGCGUCGUUUCACAGCUCCUUCUUCCCUCCGCCGAUCUCUACUUCUGCAUGCCAGAUGCGUUUCUCUCUCUACUUGUACGGGUUGUUUAACGGCUCGUUGCAAGUUGCCAUUGAGGAAAACGGGACCGGCUAUACGCCUCUCAUCUGGGAGACACAAGGCCAGUCGAUGGACGACUGGAAAGCAGUUGCACUGGAAGUGACUGACCUCAGUCAUGGGUUCCACGUCCACGUCAAAGCCGCGUGGGGACGAAACUCCAACGCUGACCUCGCGUUUGAUAACAUCGCCAUCGGCGCGGCCUGCUUCGAAACAGAUCUCAACUCGCUGCAGCAAAUUGACUUCGAUUUCCUGAGUCCGCUUCCUGAGCCGUCGGUCACAGAAGUCUCUCUGAUGACGUGGUGGUUUAACUCGUGCGGUGCCAGCGGCCCCCACGGCCCGACCCAAGCCCAGUGCGACAGCACCUACAGGAACAAAAACGUCAGCGUCACUGUGGGGAAGGAGGGCCCCCUGAAAGGAGUCCAGAUGUGGAGGGUUCCUGCUACCAAUCGAUACCAUAUCUCAGCAUAUGGCGCUGCAGGCGGAAAAGGAGCCAAAAACCACAACAAACGAAACCACGGGGUGUUUAUCUCCGCCAUAUUUCCCCUGGAAAAAGGAGAAGUACUUCACAUUUUGGUGGGACACCAGGGAGAGGACGCCUGCCCCGGGAGAAAUCCACUUACACAGAAAAUAUGUCUGGGAGAGUCGUCUGUCAUCGAAGACAACCGCAGAUCUGAGACAGGCACGGAGCGUGCAGGUGGAGGCGGCGGCGGCGGAGGAGCCACCUACAUCUUCAAGAUGGAGGGUGGUGAGCUGGUUCCUUUGCUGAUUGCAGCUGGUGGGGGAGGAAACGCCUACCUGGAGGACCCGGAGUCCAGUCUGGACCAGAUGCCUCCAGAGCAGUUUGAGAACAGCACCGCGGCCCGCGGCACCAACGGUCAGACUGGAGCAGCAGGUGGAGGAGGUGGUUGGAAGGACACCCCCAGUCUUCAUCAGAGCGCCGGCAGAUCACUGGUGGAAGGAGCAGUGGGCGGGACUUCCUGUCCGCUGGCUCUGUCAAAGCUCAGCUGGUCAACAUAUGGUGGGUUUGGAGGAGGAGGAGGAGCCUGCACAGCAGGAGGCGGCGGCGGCGGAUACAGAGGAGGCGACGCUGCGCUGACAGAUGAAAUCACCGCCGACGGCCAGAACGGCGUUUCCUUCAUUCAUCCGAUGGGAGAGAUUUUCUUACAACCUCUGGCAGCCAUGGAGGGUCACGGUGAGUGUGAGAUCAAGGUGGAGCUGAACUGCAGCCAUUGUCGGACGCAGAGCUGCAAACGGGAAGAGGACACUCACCUCGUCAUCUGUCUCUGCGACGACGAUGAAAUCCUGGCCAGCGACAACGUAACGUGUGUUAGUGCGGCAGGGCAGCUGCCCAUGUCGCUGAUCCUGGCCGUCGUCGCCUCCAUCGUCGUCAGCGGCGUCGCUUUGGUCUGCGCCAGCGUCAUCCUCAUGUGGUACCGCAGGAAGAACGACCUGCACGCAGUACGACGGCGUCUGCAGAGCCCAGAGUACAAGCUGAGCAAGAUCCGCUCCUCCACCAUCAUGACCGACUACAACCCCAACUACUGCUUCGCAGGCAAGGCCGCGUCGCUCAGCGACCUGAAGGAGGUUCCACGCAAGAACAUCACCCUGCUCAGGGCUCUCGGCCACGGCGCCUUCGGUGAAGUCUACGAGGGACAAAUUCUGGGAUUGAGCGCCGACGGCAGCCCCAUGCAGGUGGCAAUAAAGACGCUUCCAGAGAUCUGCUCCGAGCAGGACGAAAUGGACUUCCUGAUGGAGGCUCUGAUUAUGAGUAAGUUCAGCCACCUGAACAUCGUGCGCUGCGUCGGCGUCAGUCUAAACAUCCUGCCUCGCUUCAUUCUGCUGGAGCUGAUGACCGGCGGAGACAUGAAAAGCUUCCUGAGGCAGAACAGGCCGCGAGCGGGCCAGACCUUUUCUCUCACCAUGCGGGAUCUGCUGCAGAUGGCCAGAGACAUCGCCUGCGGCUGUCGGUACCUGGAGGAGAACCAGUUCAUCCACAGAGACAUCGCUGCCAGGAAUUGCCUGCUUACCUGCGCCGGACCAGACAGAGUGGCUAAGAUCGGAGACUUCGGCAUGGCCCGAGACAUUUACAGGGCGAGUUACUACAGGAAAGGCGGCCGAGCCAUGCUGCCAGUCAAAUGGAUGCCACCAGAGGCCUUCAUGGAGGGAAUCUUCACCUGCAAGACCGACACCUGGUCAUUCGGAGUACUGCUCUGGGAAAUCCUGUCUCUGGGCUACAUGCCUUACCCCUGUAAAACCAACCAGGAGGUUCUGGAGUUUGUCACCAGCGGAGGCAGAAUGGAUCCACCAAAGGGCUGUCCAGGCCCUGUCUACCGGCUGAUGACCCAGUGUUGGCAGCACUGUCCGGAUCACCGGCCCAAUUUCGCCACAAUCCUGGAGAGAAUUAACUACUGCACUCAGGACCCUGAUGUGGUAAAUACCCUUCUGCCUGUUGAAUAUGGCCCCAACACAGAGGAUGAUGGCGGAACGAUGAUGCGUCCCACUGCCCCCAACUCCACCAGUCUCACACCUUUACUGGUGUCCCGCCCUGUUUGCAAGGACUCACCCUCCCAGCUCGGUUUCUCCCCCAAGGGCUUCAGUCCCCCAGUCCCUCCACCGCAGCCCACCAAACCUCGCCUUCUGCUACAGAGAACCCAACCGGUCCACCAGGAAGUGACGUCCUGCUGUGAAAUGCUGGAGCCGUCCUGGGCUGAGACUGUUCCUGCUCCUGGUUUGUCAUCCGUAGCAAACUCUCUGCAUCCGGAACUUCCUCAUCACCGGCCCUGCUCCAGAAACAGCUCCUCUUCGGGGAGCCAGAGGCUGAAAAACAAGACCAAAAACCUCUGGAACCCAACAUACGGCUCCUGGGUCCUCGAAAGCUUCCGGGCGAAGAAGACGCUGGCUCACACUCAGUCCAUGCCGCUCUCUUGCAACUCGACUGAGGAGAACAACAAAGCUGUUUGCGAUGGAACCAGCAGCACCUACCUCAGCCCAGCUUGCCAGGUCCAAGCUGCCCCAACCGCGUCCGCCCACAAGGCCUUGACAGGAGGCAGCUCCAAAGCUGGGAUGGACCUGGCUAAACUCCACAGCUUCCCCUGCGGGAACGUCAACUUUGCCUAUGAUGAGCAGAGCUACGAGGCGGAGAGCCUGCCGCUGGUGAAGCCCAAAGCCUCAGAAGCCAUCACAUGCAGCAUCGGCCCGCCAAGCAUCUCAGCGGGAACCAGCCUGGGUCUGGCGCUGGGAUUCAGCACCGCCUCAGCCUGUAUGCCCAAACUUCUGCUGAAACGCCAUGCCAGCUACGGACACGAGGACGUCAGAAGGCACGCCAAAACAGAGAAGCUCAGCCGCGACCGGGACUCUGGCUUUUCUCUGUCCGAGGACCUGAGCGUCGCUCACAUCUAGAAGUCAGCAUGUGGCAACAGAGACUUUGAAUCUGAUCAAAUCCAUCAGCUGGACGAUGAGCUCUGCAAAGAUCAAACGAAUGCAGCUGCUGAUAUGCUGGAAAUCCCAAUGAAAUGCUGACAUUCACACAAACACGUCACUGUACCUUAAAGGUGACCUAUUAUGCUUCCAUGAACAGAAUAGGAUUGGUCUAUGGCCUAUACAAAACCUGUUCAUUACAUUUAUUGCACCAAAUCAGUCUUAGAUUCUUAGAAUGAUAUGAAAAUGGCUGCAAACAGAUGCACAAUUACACAACCAUACAUCUUUGAAAAGCAGAAGUGGAGCUUCCUGCACA